AUGGACGACGCCCAGUUUCGGAUCUGGAAGACUCAGCUGGUGCCUCUGAUCUACGACUGGUUUUCAAACCACAACCUGGCAUGGCCGACGCAGGCAUGCAGGUGGGGCCCCAAGUUGGAGAGCCACACCUACAAGGACCGCUAUCGCAUCUACCUGUCAGAGCAAACCGAUGCCAAAGCUCACAAGGAGCCCCCCAAGCUGCUAGUGGUGGAUGCUGACCUGUGCAAGCCGCGAGUCGCGUCCACCGAGGUGGUCGCCACGUGGACCGACUUUUCCAAGUGCCCUUACGUGCGGGAUGUGAAGACUGUCAUCCACCCUGGAGAGGUCAACAAGAUCAGGGAGCUGCCGCAGCACCCAGAGGUGCUCAUCACGCACACUGACGCCCCGGAGCUCUACGUCUGGAACAUAGACAAGCAGCCCAACCGGAUACGCGGCCCGGACAAGAAAUGGCCGGGCGCGUCGGUGGCGGAGGCCGUGCUGACGGGCCACGUGACGCCCGCCAACGAGUCGCUCUUCGCGCUCGCCACCAGCCAGUGA
Messenger RNA from Monoraphidium neglectum, 537 nucleotides. RefSeq names its product histone-binding protein RBBP4. The transcript is spliced from 6 exons. NCBI's taxonomy places the organism in Eukaryota, Viridiplantae, Chlorophyta, Chlorophyceae, Sphaeropleales, Selenastraceae. Gene Ontology annotation, molecular function: histone binding. The record is from RefSeq and is a predicted model, not a curated record. Gene Ontology annotation, cellular component: nucleus. Bases 1 to 537 code for a protein of 178 amino acids. Gene Ontology annotation, biological process: regulation of gene expression.